Molecule: messenger RNA, 1401 nt
Organism: Closterium sp. Naga37s-1
Lineage: Eukaryota; Viridiplantae; Streptophyta; Zygnematophyceae; Desmidiales; Closteriaceae
Source: the annotation of a GenBank genome assembly
AUGGCAUCCGCCGCGCUUCUCCGCCCGGCCCCCCUCGCGUGCCUUCCAAACGCCUUUCCUCUCGCGCAAGGCCCCGCGUCGGCUCGCCGUCUCUCGCUGGGGAAGGCCGCGGGAACGACGAGACGCAGCACGCGGGGAGGUAUCUCAUCUCAUCUGCAGCGUACGUCCUCGUUAGAAGCCUUCUACGCCUCUGAGAGCAACGCCCAUUCGGCGAGCGCACUCUCUUUUGCUCCUUUCCCCGCCGCGCUUUAUCGUUGCCCCUCCUUCCGCCCCGCUCCUUCUGCCCCGCUUCCUCUCGGCCAACUUCAACGUUGCCCUUCCGCCCUUCCGCCCUUCCGCCCUUCCGCCCUUCCGCCCUUCCGCCAUUCCGCCCUUCCGUCCUUCCGCUCUUCUUCCUUUCCGCCUUUCUGCCUUUCCGCCCUUCCUCACUUCCGCCCUUCUGCCCUCUCCUAUCUGACGCCUUCCCCGCCCCCCUUGCGCGCAGGCCUGCGCGUGCGCGCGGAGCAAGGAAGGCGGGCGGGGGAGACAGAGCAGCGCAGCGCAGCGGGGGAGGAGGAAUCGCGGAAUGAGCUCCGCCUCAUGUCCGUUGCGCCCAUGCCCGUCGCCGCCCUUGCCGCUGGUAGGCUAAAGGGGAAAAGGGGGGAGGGGGGAAGGGAGGGAGGGGCGGAAAAGGGGAGGGGGGAGAGGGGGAGCGCGGGUGGCGGGAGUGGGGAGGGGGGAAGAGGGGGAGGGUGGGGAGGAGGGGAGGGGGGGAGGCCACCAACUCUCCUGCUUGCCUUCCCUUUCCCCCCCAUCUAUCUUUCCACCCUUCCCCCCUCGCCCCCCCACUCUCCCCCUUCCUUUUUCCUCCUCCCCUCCACUCUCCCCCUCCCUUUCCCCCCCCUCUCUUCUUUCCCCCUCUCCAUUUCCCCCCUCCCCAAUCGCCCAGCUGACGCCUUGAGAGAGCUGUUAGAGCCGUAUGGGGAGUUGGUGCGUUCCUGGAAUCUUCCUGACUGGCUCAUCCACUGGGGGCAUCCCGGCAACAUGGCAGUGGUUCUUCUAGCCAUGGGGGGAUACGGCUCCUACCUGGGAUGGCAGAUUCGCCUCGCCUCGUCACCUGAGGCCAAGGCAGCAGCGCGGGCAGCCCACCCGCCCAUCAUGGGCUUCAUGUUUCUCUUCUUCGCCAUCGGUGCCACUGGUGGGCUCACCUCCCUUGUCACCACCGGCCGACCCAUCUUUGAAAGCCCCCAUGCUUACUCAGGCAUGGCCGGUCUCGUGCUGCUCACCAUUCAGACUGCAAUGACUGCCCUCUUCAAGGGCAAUCCUGACCUGCGGGGUGUGCAUGGCUCUUUGGGGAUUCUUAUUAUGGUGCUUUUUGUUGCUCAUGGGCUUCUCGGGCUUCAGCUGGGCCUAAGUUAUUAG